Zingiber officinale is the source of this 814-nucleotide messenger RNA. RefSeq names its product pathogen-related protein-like. The transcript has 2 exons. The record is from RefSeq and is a predicted model, not a curated record. NCBI's taxonomy places the organism in Eukaryota, Viridiplantae, Streptophyta, Magnoliopsida, Zingiberales, Zingiberaceae. Bases 56 to 742 code for a protein of 228 amino acids.
AGGUGGAGAGAGGUCGCUGCUCUCUGCGUCUUCGCCUAGACAUUUCAUCGAACAGAUGGCGGAGGAGGGCGACAAGUACCGGUCUCAUCUCUCCGGCGACGGCGAGAAGCACACCCAGUGGCGCCACGGCGCGCCUCCCACCUACGACCUCGUCAACGACCUCUUCGAACGCGAGAGGACCAACGAGUGGCCGAAGGGGUCGCUGGAGGAGACGGUGCAGAACGCCGUCAAGACGUGGGAGAUGGAGCUCUCGCACAAGACGUGUCUCGCCGACUUCAAGUCCAUCCACCCAACCAAGUACCGCUUCUCCGUCAACGGCGGAGUCGCGUUGACAGGGGAGGAACUGCUGGCGGCGGGGAGCUACAACGCUUUGCUGCGCUCGGCGCUGCCGGCCGAGCUCCGCCCCUACUACAACCCCAACGCCGAGACGUUCGAGUCGUCGCAUGAUAUCUUCCGUGUCGCGCUGCCCCGAGGCUUCGCGUGGGAGGUGCUCGCCGUGUACUCCCCGCCGCCAGUCGUCGCCUUCAAGUUCCGGCACUGGGGGUACAUGGAGGGGCCCUACAAGGGCCACGCCCCGACCGGCGAGAAAGUGGAGUUCACCGGCGUCGGCGUCCUCAGGGUGGACGAGGAGUUGAAGGUGGAAGAAGUGGAAAUUUACUAUGAUCCAGGCGAGCUCUUCGCCGGACUUGUGAAAGGGGAGGUGAAGGACGGUGGGGACCCCACAGCUUCCAAGCUUCAAUAGUGCCUUUUCUCAAUAAUUAAUGUCUGUCUCCUGCUUUUCUUAAUGAAUUUUCUCGAUGAAUAAAUUUGUUUA